GAGGCGGGAGGCAUUUCCAAGAUGGCGGCCAGUAUGGACGAGUGGGUGGGCAGUGCUCACCUGUUUGUCCAAGCAACCUCGAUAGCCGACUUUCUUCCUUCAUGCUACAGAAACCCAGAUUUGAAGCCCCAUGUAUACAAAGCAUUGAGGUUGGCAUUUGCAGAAUCCAUAGGGGGCCUUAGCGGGGUGGAUAUUCUGAAGGUCCAUUGCAGUGACCCUGAUUUGAUCAUCCAACUCAAAUUCCACAAGCAAGAGAACUGCAGAAAGUUCCUGCAAAGCUACCAGCAAGGAGAGUUUCAGGAAGUUCUCCAGGGGCGUCUCAGGUGCGUGCCCUUAGACAGCGUAAAGCUCAUCAAGAUGGAGCUGAAGGCUGGUGCUAAAGAUUUGGAUUUCAUCAUCCAGGAAGAAGAACGUUGUCUGGCAUACAUCUCUCAGCAGAAGCCGGAUCACCUCAGAGAUGAAGAAAUAGCAGAGCUGGAAAAAUCGUUCAUGAGUUUUUCUUUACGAAAAAGUCACCCUCCAUCCCUGAAGUCGCAGCCCUCUUCAGAUCCUCCCCUUCAUCACCCCAGAGAUGAAGAAAUAGCAGGGCUGGAAGAAUCGUUCACGAGUUUUUCUUUACGAAAAAGCCUCCCUCCAUCCCUGAAGUCGGAGCUCUCUUCAGAUCCUCCCCUUCUCACUUUGAAUUCCUCCCCUCCGUCUAUCAGCCCUCCAGGGAUUUCAGAUCCUCCGCUUAAAGAGGACACCUUCAUUUUCCAGAACCAGCAAUUUGCCAACCGAAAAAUCACCGCCGAUGACCAUCAGAAAUUUGCCAAACUGGUGUCAAAGAAGUGGAAACAGGUGGGCCGGUCCCUCUGCCUGCAGACCAAGUGCCGGGCCCUUCGGGACCCCUUCAUUGACAACCUGGCCAUUGAAUACGAACGUGAAGGCCUGUACGAACAAGCCUAUCAGAUGCUCCGCAGAUACAUUGACUCAGAGGGCAAAAAGGCCACCGUUCAGAAUCUGGUGGCCGCCUUGGAAGACAAUGGCCUCAUCAGCUUAGCCGAAGAAAUUUUGGGUCUCCACCAAAGUGACUUGUCGUGAAGACAAAAGUGAGCCAUUUUUUGUU
Messenger RNA from Protobothrops mucrosquamatus (brown spotted pit viper), 1105 nucleotides. It is a transcript of the gene TRADD, whose product is annotated as TNFRSF1A associated via death domain. The coding region runs from base 22 to 1080 and encodes 352 amino acids. Gene Ontology annotation, molecular function: transmembrane receptor protein tyrosine kinase adaptor activity. Lineage: Eukaryota; Metazoa; Chordata; Lepidosauria; Squamata; Viperidae. The transcript is spliced from 5 exons. The record is from RefSeq and is a predicted model, not a curated record. Gene Ontology annotation, biological process: positive regulation of canonical NF-kappaB signal transduction; extrinsic apoptotic signaling pathway. Gene Ontology annotation, cellular component: tumor necrosis factor receptor superfamily complex.